Rotaria sordida is the source of this 6108-nucleotide messenger RNA. The record is from the annotation of a GenBank genome assembly. Lineage: Eukaryota; Metazoa; Rotifera; Eurotatoria; Philodinida; Philodinidae.
AUGGCUCUUAAAAUUAAUCAUCAUUAUUAUACAAAUAUAUCAUCAGCUAUUUCAACUAAUCCAAAUUAUAUUUUACAUCGUACAAGUGAUUUAUUAAUACCUCUUUCAUCUAAAUCAUCAUUUAUUGAAAUGUCUUCAAGAAAACAGUCUUGGGCUAAUUUUAUAAAUGACUCGUCUACGCAAAUUGUUAAAGAUGAAACAUUAGAUUGGGAUGUAAAUGGUAUUCCAUCUCCACAAAUAAAUGAUAUUGAUUAUACAAUUGUUGAUUCAAAAAUUGAACCAUUUCAUCCUAAAAAUUAUCUAUCAAUUCGAACAACACCUAUUGAAAAAUCUAAUAUUGAUAUUAAUAAGCAAAAAAAGAAAACAGUUACUGUCAAAUAUAUGUUGACUAUGUCAGGAUCAGGAAAUACGCAGACAAAUUUUGAUCGUGGAUCAACUUCAAUAUCUAAUACAACAUCAUCAACAAUUAAACAACAACCAUUUAGUCCACCACCUUAUCAUCCACUAUCAAAUGGGUUUUUUACUCAACAUCAUCAACGAUCAACACCGUCACCUGAUAAUGAACAAAUAUCACCAUCAUCAAAUAAUCUAGUUGAAACAUCUUCAACAUCAUCUAAUUUAAUUCCACCAUCGGCAGCAGGUGGAGCUCCAAUACCUUCGGAAGAUAAACGUCGUUGUGCUGUAUGUAGUGAUAUUGCUUCUGGUUAUCAUUAUGGUGUAUGGAGUUGUGAAGGAUGUAAAGCGUUUUUUAAACGAAGUAUUCAAGGUACAAAUGAAUAUAUUUGUCCGGCAACAAAUACAUGUACAAUAGAUAAACAUCGUCGAAAAAGUUGUCAAGCAUGUCGUUUAAGACGAUGUUAUGAAGUCGGUAUGACCAAAGGUACAACACGACGAGAAAGAAAAUAUCGUAAAAAAGCUGUAUCAGUUUGUAAAAUUACAUCAACAUCAUCAAAUUCAAAUGCUACAAAUAAUUCAAUUAGAAAUAAUCAAGAACAUGGACUUUUAGUAACAACUACUGAUACACCACCAACAACUGGAACACCAUCAGCAUCUCAAUUAAAUAAUAAUAAUAAUAACUUUUCAUCAUCACAAGCACAAGCAAAUAAAACAACUUCUGAAUCAUUACGUAUCCCAAUAGCUCCAGCUGAUUUUAUUGCUACACUUUCUCAAGCAUCUCGUCUUAAUUUACCAUCCAAAGCCGAUACUAGUCGUCCAUUAGAUGAUCAAUAUUUUCUUCAAUUACUUGCAAAAAUUUUCGAUCAAGAACUUGUUGUUCUUAUUAAUUGGGCUAAAGCAAUGCCAGGUUAUACUGAAAGUUUAACUCUUGAUCAACAAGUAACAAUUAUCGAACAGAGUUGGUUAGAUACUUUACUUCUCGAUAUAAUCGAACGAUCAUUAGAACGAAAUGAUGAUACAUUACAUUUUGCACCUGAUUUUAUUAUUUCACGAAAUCGUACUUUAUCAAGUCCAGGCAUCGGUGCCAUAUGUACAAGUUUAUUUAAUAUUCUUCAAGCAUUUAAAGAACCUCGUACAACACAUGAAGAAUUUAUUGCACUUAAAGCUGCAAUACUUAUUAAUUCAAUACCAGCAACAAUAACAACAACAAAAUCAUUUCGUUUAUUAACAAAUCAAAUUUAUCAAUCAAUACAACAUGCAUGUGAUUCAAAUCCAAGUAUUUAUCAAGAUAAUUCUAUACGAUAUUUUACAUUAUUAUUACAAUUACCACAUAUUAAAAUGUUAAGUUCAAAAUUAAUAAGACUAUUUUUAGAUAUGCGUGCAAAUGAUUUAUUACCACAAGCUGAUCUUUUAUUAGAAAUGCUUGACGCACAAGAUGCAUUUGAUAUAAAUAAUUGUUUUUUAUCAUUACAUCAUGAUGUUAAUAGUUUAUCAUCACAAACAUCAAAUUUUAGUCAAAAUUUAACAUCAAAUAAUAACAAUAAUAAUAAUAAUAAUAAUAAUAAUGCAACAUCAGUGAUGCAACCACCAACACUAAAUAAUUCUAAAAUUCAAUCUGAUUGUUCAAAUUCAAUUAAUUAUAAUAAAAAACAACAACAACAACAACAAGAUGAUAAUGAAACAGCAAAUAUCGAUGAUCCACAUUGUCAAAUGAAUUAUCGAAUGACAUCAUCAUCACCAAUGGUAUUUGCCGCAGCAAUGCCUGCAAAACGUUCACCAUCAACUCCACCUACACAAUAUUAUAAACCAGCUCGAACUGAAUCUAUCCCAACGCCACCACCAACUAUCAUUUUAAAUUUAAUUGAUAUUCCACAAUUUAUUGAUCAUGGUUGGAUACCAGUUGUUGAUACAUCUAAUACAAUACUUACCGAAAAUCUCAUAUCAACACUUGAUAUUGUUGAUACAAAUAUUACUAAUUUAACAAAUCUUGCUGUUCGAACACCAUUUUCUUGGAAUUAUCAAGCAGCGACUCUUGUUCUUAUCAAUAUAAAUUCAAAAUUUACAAAUAUUUCUAGAUCUAAUUUAUUCAAUACAUUUAUUCUUCUAGCAACAUAUCGUUCUGUUAGAGAUGCAUCAGGAACAUUAUUUUCUUUAUUAGACAACAAUAGAACAUCUAUAUUUGAAGUAAAAAUUAAUACAAAUAUUACUGUAACUUAUCAUUAUGAUAAAAAAAUAGAACAACUUAUUUUUCAUCACACAAGAUUUGUAGCUAAUGAUGGAUUAUGGCAUCAAAUUGUUCUUUUAUUCGGCUUUGAAUCCGUUACACUUCAAUUUGAUGAUCAGUUAGAUGAUGAAAUUAAACUACCAUUAAAUACCAUUCAAACAUCAGAAAUAUUUGCUAUACCAAAUGUUGCUCUUUUGGGUUCAAAUAAUUAUCAAGAAUAUCUAAAUGAUUCAUUUUUUAAGGGUGAUAUUAAAGAUAUUCUUAUCAUUGAAUGGGAUCCAUCUAUCGAUGAAAACAAUCUUGUACCUAAAGCUAUGAGAAGUUAUCGUCAAAAUCGAAAACUUCAUCAAAAAGGACAACGUUUGAAAAAUCCUUCAUUGUCAAAACAAACAGAACAAUUUGAAAUAGGACCAUCAGGUCAACCUGGAAGAUCUGGACGACCUGGUCUUAAUGGACCAAUAGGUGCACCAGGAGCUCCAGGUCAUUUGAUUGUUAUUCCUUCACCCAUUCAUGAUGAGCAUGAUCCAGAAUCUUUUGUCCGUGCAAUGCAAGGAAUACUUAAUACAUAUACACAUAUUCUAACAGGUCGUCCUGGUGCACCAGGACGACCGGGUCUACCUGGUCUUAUGGGACAACAAGGUUUACGAGGCAUCAAAGGAGACAGAGGCGAACCUGGACCAUUAGGACCUCAAGGUGGAACUGGUCCAAUUGGACCUCGUGGACCACCAGGACCACAGGGUCCACGUGGACAAACUGGAAGCCGUGGUAAUCAAGGUCUUCCCGGUCCAAAAGGUGCACAGGGACUACGUGGUUUUCCUGGGAUUCAAGGUGAAAAGGGUAGUAAGGGUAAAACAGGUCCUGUUGGUGAUCAAGGAGAGACAGGUCCCAUAGGAGUUAAGGGCAAUAAAGGUGUAAUUGGACCACGUGGACCUCAAGGACAAAUGGGUUCACAAGGUUUAACUGGUCCAAAAGGUAACACGGGACUAAUUGGUUUAACUGGUGAACAAGGAAUACAAGGUCCUCAAGGUCUUAAAGGAGAUAAAGGAGAUAGAGGCGAGAAAGGAGUUAUUGGUUUAACUGGUUCUAUUGGUCCAAUUGGACUUACUGGUCUAAAAGGUCUGAAAGGAGAAGUUGGACCAACAGGAUGUCAAGGUAUUCAAGGACCACAAGGACCUAUUGGACCUCAAGGACCACCAGGUGACGUUGGUCAGAAAGGUGAAACUGGUGAAACAGGACCUAAAGGAGAUCAAGGUAUCAUCGGUCCAACGGGACCUAAAGGCAUUAUUGGUGAAUAUGGAUUGACGGGUGAAAGAGGUGUAAAAGGUCAGAAAGGUGAACAAGGAUUAAAAGGUAUAAUAGGUAUAACUGGUGAUAAAGGAGACACAGGUGAUGUUGGACCACAAGGAUUACAAGGGCCAGUAGGUGAUGUAGGUCCAAUUGGUUUGACUGGUAUUCAAGGUGUAAAAGGAGAAAAGGGAGAAGUUGGUCAAAAAGGUGAUAUUGGUAUUCAAGGAAUACAAGGCAUACAGGGUCCGAUUGGUCUCACUGGUGUUAUUGGAUUAACGGGUCCAAAAGGUAGCAAAGGUAAUCAAGGACAAAAAGGUGAUACAGGAGCUCGUGGAGAGACUGGACAACAAGGUAUUCAAGGAAUUCCAGGACCACCAGGUAUUCAAGGUGAAACAGGUCCAAUAGGACCUAAAGGCGAUCAAGGUGAGAAAGGAGACAAAGGAAUUAUUGGACUACAAGGUCCUCAGGGACAACAAGGUCCAAUUGGAUUCACCGGUGAUAAAGGUGAUCAAGGCAUAAUUGGUCCUAUUGGCGAAAAAGGCGAUCGUGGUGAAAAAGGCGAUCAAGGACUUAAAGGUGAACAAGGUAUUAUUGGUCCCAUAGGAAUAACUGGAGAAAAGGGUGAACAAGGUCCAGUAGGUCCAAUAGGAGUCGAUGGACCUCAGGGAGAAAGAGGAGAUAAAGGUGAUACUGGACUAAAAGGAAUUCAAGGUGAAAUUGGACCACAAGGAUUCAAAGGUGAUACUGGUAAAAAAGGAGACACAGGACCAAUUGGACCAAAAGGCGAUAAAGGAGAGAUCGGAAUUAUAGGAUUACAAGGUGAAAAAGGUGAUACAGGUCCAAUUGGCAUAAUUGGACCGACAGGACCUAUUGGAGAAACUGGACCAAAAGGUGAACAAGGUGAAAAAGGUGACAAAGGUGAUGAUGGAAUUAAAGGUCAAAAUGGAGAGAAAGGUAUCGAAGGUAUACAAGGUCCUCGUGGAGAAACCGGUGAAAAAGGAGAUACUGGUGAAGUAGGUGAAAUUGGUCCAAAAGGUGAAAUAGGAGAAAAAGGUGGUCAAGGUUUACAAGGACCUGUAGGACCACAAGGUUCUCAAGGUGAACAAGGACCACAAGGAAUCAAAGGUUCAACAGGUUCACAAGGUCCAAAAGGUGAUCAAGGCAUUACGGGUCCAACUGGAAAACAAGGACCAAAAGGAGCCACUGGCCCUGUGGGUGAACGAGGACUUCAAGGACAAAAAGGAGAAGUUGGCUCAAGAGGAUCAAAAGGAAAUACUGGACCUGCAGGUCCACCGGGACCAAGUGGAGAAAGAGGUCCAAAAGGUGACCGAGGACCACGUGGAGAUCCAGGAGAACCUGGUGAUCGAGGACCACAAGGACCUCCAGGAACAAAUGGUCAACCUGGAAAUGCUGGACCACCUGGACCACCGGGUGUAGUUGGUAUACAAGGAGCAAAAGGAACGGAUGGACCACGAGGAGCCAAAGGUGAUAAAGGUUCAACAGGUCCACCGGGUCCACCAGGUCCACCUGCUGAUACUCUAUUAUCAAGUGAUCUUGCUUCAGGUGAACAUCAUUCCAAAAAAGUUCAAUGGCCUCCUCAUAGAUUACGUCGUUCAAUAAUACCAGUUGAAGAAAAUAUUCAAUUAAAUUCUAUUGCAUUUCAAUUACUUCAUAUAUUAGAUAAUAUGGCAAAUCAAUUGAAUCAAAUUGAAUCACCAAUAGGUCUUCAACGUGAUAAUCCAUUUCAAUCAUGUCUUGAUCUUCAUGACCAAUCAAAAAUAGGAAAAUAUUGGAUUGAUCCAAAUCAUGGAAGUACAUUAGAUGCUAUUGAAGUUAAUUGUAUUAUUGAAAGUGGUAGAAAAAAAACUUGUUUACAACCAAAUGAUGAUCAACAAAAACAAAUUAAUUAUGGACCGAUAUCUCAAAUACGUUUUUUACAAAUUCUUUAUAAUCAAAUCGAACAAAAUUUAACUUAUGAAUGUAAUAAUGAACUUCAAACAAAUAUUACAUUUGUAUCUCUUGAUGAUAUUCAUUAUAAUAUUAAUCAAUUAUCAAAUGUAAUUAUAUAUGAUGAAUGUCAGAAUAAACAACAAGGAUCAAUCAAAUAUGUUAUUAAUACAUCUGAUACACAUCUAUUACCUAUUAUUGGUAUUAUAUCAUUAAUUAAAAAUAUACGUCUUAGUCAAGUGUGUUUUUUUUGA